This is a messenger RNA of Coregonus clupeaformis (lake whitefish), 1751 nucleotides long. RefSeq lists its product as uncharacterized. Lineage: Eukaryota; Metazoa; Chordata; Actinopteri; Salmoniformes; Salmonidae. The transcript is spliced from 2 exons. The coding region runs from base 217 to 1743 and encodes 508 amino acids. The record is from RefSeq and is a predicted model, not a curated record.
UGAAUUAAUGAAUACAAUGAGGAGCAGGUUACAACAUUCUGGAACACGUGAUGUUAUAAUCAGAUUCUUCUAUUACAUCAUGUUGGGUCCAUAUCUUGUGUAUGUUUGACAGUGAACAGUAAACCCAAUUCACUUUUACAAAGCACAGCUAGCCAACUAGUAGUUUGACUUGUAAUUUGUACUGCCUACUUUUGAAAGACGAUUUCUUUAAUCAAAAUGGCACAGCUCUCCCAGAAGGGUGGGCUGUGCAACAUGAAGAUGUUAUUGUUGGCUGUUAUUUUCUGUCUCCUUUCGCCUGUUGCUGCAAAUGUGUUGGUGUCUUCAGAGCACAAGACUUUGAUGCCAGUGAAGGACCACCCUAUUCUGAACAACCCUGAUGCUACAAAAGAACAAGUUGAUAGUUUACGGGUGAAAGACUAUUCUUCUCCAGAGCACAAGCCGUUGAUGCCAGUGAAGGACCACUCUGUUCAGAACAACCCUGAUGCUACAAAAGAGACCAAUUUUAAGUCAUUGCUGGAACAACUUGAGAGUUUACGGGUGAAAGACGAUUCUUCUCCAGGUAACGUGGGCCAGUUGACAAAAGGAUAUUCCUCAAAAAAUGUCAAAGACCCCCCGGACUUUGUAGAGUCCCUGCCCCUGAUUUCUGUUCCAGAGCACAAGCCGUUGAUGCCAGUGAAGGACCACUCUGUUCAGAACAACCCUGAUGCUACAAAAGAGACCAAUUUUAAGUCAUUGCUGGAACAACUUGAGAGUUUACGGGUGAAAGACGAUUCUUCUCCAGGUAACGUGGGCCAGUUGACAAAAGGAUAUUCCUCAAAAAAUUCUAAAGAGCCCUCGGAGCUUGUAGAGCCCCUGAUUUCUGUUCCAGAGCACAGGCCUUUGAUGCCAGUGAAGGACCACCCUGUUCAGGACAUCCCCAAUGUUGCAAAAUGGACCAAAAUGGUGCAAGUGGACCAGAUGCUGGAACAACUUCAGAGGAUGAAAGAUGAUACUUUCCCAGGUAAAGCUAAAGUCCCACAGAUGCUUGUGGAGAAACGUAUUCCUUAUCUACAGGCUUACAAGCAAAAAGCAUUGCAAGGUGACAACAACGUCUUCAAAGAAAAUCUUCAGGCUCCAGCUCCAAAAGCUCAGAAGAGCACCCUGAAGAUCAAACCCAGAGUCAACAUAUUGACUGACCCUUCUUACUCCGAGCCACUUGUGAAGGUGAACCUGAUUUUGGGGCUCGUUUUCUAUGGCUUCAUCGUAAUAGUGGUUCUCUAUGAUGCUGUGAGAAUCUCCAAGGAGGCUAGAAGGCGAUCUGAUGCUAUUGCCACUGCCAGGUUGAAGAAAAGGGAACCAGCCACCGCUGAACCACAGACACUGGCAUCCAGAGUUCGGGAGAGCAUCUCUUCACGGUUUGGUUUGAAACAAGCAUCAUCCACACCACAGUGUGCCCCCAUUUCUGACGAUUCUGCAAAAGAGUUGCAGAAGUCAAAGGAGUUCAUCUCCACUAAGGACAAAUCUGAGUCGGAAAAGAGACCUGGAAAGAGUGCUGUCAGCCUGAGAGAGUGUGAGCCGCCUCUGCCUAGCAUCCCAGAUAACUUCCUUGUGCCUGACUCUGAGCCUGCCAUCCAGGUGGCAUUGAACCCAUUCGACACCAAGCUAGCCAAAGUUGUAUCUGACAAUGCUGAGGCAUCCAACUACGAGGCAACCGAGAAGCCCUGCUACACACAGUCUGGGCUCACUGAGGUUUGCGUCAAUUAAGACUGAGG